AUGGCCAAGUGGCUGACCAAGUACUUCAGCCUGGGCAACAACAAGGCCAAGAGCCCCCCGCAGCCGCCGCGGCCCGACUACCGGGAGCGGCGCCCCGGGGCCGAGCUGCUGGCCGCGCACCGCCACACCUCGCCCCGCCUGGCGCCCCGCCACCUGUGCGACGACCCCGGCGAGCUGCUGCGCGCCUACCGCGCCCAGAAGGAGCGCGACUUCGAGGACCCCUACAGCGGGCCCGGCUCGUCCCUGCGCAAGCUGCGCGCCCUGUGCCGCCCGGAGCCCUGCGCGCCCGAGGAGCCGGCCGCCGGCUCGCCGCACCUCUUCCGCAGCCAGAGCGAGCGCCGGCCGCCCACCCCGCCGGACGGCCGCUACCUCUCCCCCAAGCACCGGCUCAUCAAGAUCGACAGCGGCUGCGAGGGCGCGGGGGGCUGCAAGGGCGCCGCCGCCCCGGCCAUCACCUGGAGCCCGCCCGCUUGUGGAGGAGAAAAGGACCUUUUGAAAUGCUUGUUACGGAGUUCAGAAGAGAGCGGCCCAGGCCAUCAGUUGCCUGGAGACAGGGUCUUGAUAGCAGAUGACUAUUCUGAUCCGUUUGAUGCCAAGAGUGAGCUGAACAAAGCGGUGAAAGGAGAAAACACUGGCUACAUGGAACCUUACGAAGCCCAGAGGAUAAUGAGUGAAUUUCAAAGGCAAGAAAGUGUGAAGUCCCAGCAGAAAGGCAUUCAGCUCUAUGACACACCCUAUGAACCAGAAGGCAAUGGUGUGGAGUCAGACACUGACAGCUUGGUGAGCCAGCGCUUGCGAGAGAGCAAGCUGCCACAGGAUGACGACAGGCCCGCAGAUGAAUACGAUCAGCCCUGGGAGUGGAACAAAGUCACAAUCCCAGCCUUGGCAGCCCAGUUUAACGGGAAUGAAAAAAGGCAAUCUUCUCCUUCACCUUCAAGUGACAGGCGUCGACAGCUCCGAGCGCCAGGAGGUGGCUUCAAACCCAUCAAGCAUGGCAGCCCGGAAUUCUGUGGGAUCCUGGGAGAGAGAGUAGAUCCAACUGUGCCACUGGAAAAACAAAUAUGGUAUCAUGGCGCGAUCAGUCGGACAGAUGCAGAAAACCUGUUACGGUUGUGUAAAGAAUGUAGCUACCUUGUGAGGAAUAGUCAAACAAGCAAGCAUGACUAUUCUCUUUCCUUAAAGAGCAGUCAAGGUUUUAUGCACAUGAAACUGACAAAAACCAAAGAGAAAUACAUCCUGGGUCAGAACAGCCCCCCGUUUGACAGCGUUCCAGAAGUCAUCCACUACUAUACCACCAAAAAACUGCCCAUCAAGGGCGCAGAACACUUGUCCCUGCUUUACCCUGUAGCUGUCCGGACCCUAUAACACUCCAAUUUCACUCCUUCCUGUGGAUGGGAGGUGACGAGCAAGCAACUAAGCAGGAAUUUAAUGCUGCAUCGAUGACCAGAACUCAGAAACUCGAGGUUGAAAUGGAGAUGUCCUGCCUUUCAUUUCUGAUGUGCGCUGGCUGGCUGAAAACUGUUAGCCAGUCCUGUGUGUGUGGUACUCUUGCACUACUGUGUUUCUAUUUCCAUGUGAUGAGACCAGAGAACCUUCCUGGGGGAUGUUUCUGUGAAUGAAAAAAUGUUUCCAAAUUCAAAGAACUGCCAUCAAGGGUAAAUAAAGCCAACAUCUUCUUUCAGUCAGGAAACUUCAAGGAUAUUUGUUCUUUCACUCUCCUGACUUGAUACCUGUGUAUGAUCAAAUAAUCUUCCACUGGUGACAUGCUGUCCUUAACAGACACUCAAAUGGAUGCAGAUUCUUUCAGGGCUCAAGGAGAAAUCAGUACAUGACUGGCUUAACGUGCGAGUCCUUGCAGCGCUGCUCACUCACCCCAUGUUUGUGUCUCUCUUCACGCACAGUUUGUCAGGAUGAUCCAAACACAGAAGUCUCUUGUCUCUCACAGUGUGACUAGGAGAUCUUAAUGAGUAAUUUUACAAUAGCAAAAUGUGUGUGAUUAUUUAUGAAUAGGGUAUGUAAUUAAAAUAGUGGUUUAAUAUAUAUAUUUUUAUCGUUUUUUGGUACAUUAAUAAAUCUCUGAGGGUUACUGAGUUCAUUUUGCAAGUGUCAUUCCUAGAUCAAGGCAGGCAGUUGGUUCUCAUUGUCCGCUAUGCCAAUGCAGCGGGCGCUGAUGUGUCAGCAAUGGCAGUAUGUCAUCUGAAUGUGACAACAUGCUGGGUUUCAGAGGCCACACUUCUUGUGCUCAUUUUAUCUGGGCAAAUAUUAGUCCCACUGGGGCAACUGACCAGCUGUAUCCAACAUCCUUUCCACCUCCGGCAUGGAAGAGCAUGUGAUGGAUGGGUUUUCCAGUCUCCAAAAGAGAUGUACAGUGUGUAGGAAAAUGUGGCUCUGUGUAUUAUGGGGAAUUCUUGAAACUUGCAUGUGAAGAGCCUGGUGCCCCUGCAUAUGAAACUACUACAGUCACUGGCAUUUCCUCCUCCAACAGAAUAUCCAGAGUCAUGGAGUUUAAGGCCAGAAGCGACCACUAAAUCAUCCCACUGACAUCACCCAGCGCCUACACACUAAACCUAGAGAUGGAAAUGAGACAGGGUCUUGCAGCCCCCCGGACACAAGACUUUCACGUGCUGCAGGCACAGAGCAGGAGGGACUAAGGGGCACCAGUUCCUGAGGUCCCUGUAAUGGGAGGGAAAUGAUUAAGUGAGAGAUACCCAAACAAGCCUGGCCAGUGACCCCCACCCCACACGCUGCAGAGGAAGGUGAAACCACCCCAAAGUCACAGCUAAUCUGACCUGGGGGAAAUUCCUGCCCAAGCCCCUGCAUGGCAAUCAGUUAGACCCUGAGCAUGUGGGCAAGAACCAGCCAGCUGAGCUCCUGAGAGAGGCUGCUCGAUGCCACCUCCAAGCCUGGUCCACCCUGCCCAAUGUCCCAUCUCCAGCCAGGGCCAUCAGUGAUGCUUCAGAGGAAGGAGAUCCAAAAAUCUCCCCCUGGCCCGAAUACACUGUAGGGGGAGGAAUCCCUUCCUGACUGCUGCAGGUGGCCAGCUGAAGCCCUGAAGCAUGAGCUUUAGGGUGAGCCCAAGGGCUGUUGGGCCCUGACCUCUGCCCUCACAAGCAACUCUGUCAUACCCCAUCUGUGUGUAGCUGUAUCUCAUUACUGUCAGCUGGAGAAGCUGUACUACCUCCACUGUGCAAAUGCAGCGGCCUCCCCAACUCAAGAGAUGGCUGGCACACUCUUUGUACUCCUGCUGAAUAGGAUAACUGACAAACUGUUUGCACGUGAAUGCUGGAACUGGUGAAAUCCAGUAGCCAGGUAGUCCUGAUCCUGGUCUGUCAUCACCUUGCUGUCUAGAACAUUCUGUAUUUACACGUCAGUGACUGGAGCAGAGAUUUGGUUACUUGCAGUUUACAGACUUUACAGACUGCAAUAAGGCUGUGAAAAUGUCUGUUAUUUAAUUGACCUUUCUCUCCAACUCUCUCCCCCUCAUACAUGCUUUGAAAUAAGUGCUGAUUGAGAAGUGUGAUGGAAUAAUCAUUACUCUAAUGCCUGUAAAAUACUGCCUCAUUGUACUGUAUAAUGUGAAAAGAACCUCCAGGAGGUUCCGUAAUGAUGUUUUGCUGCCUGGUGUUCCUUUUAACCCUAUCUGUUCCAGAUGUGAAUUGGGUAUAGAGAAUUCCAGCGUUAGUUAGAAAAAGUUUGUGAGCUGUUUGUUAAUACCAAGGAGAGCGCUGUGUAAUACCGUGGUCAGCUCAUGAACGCUGCGGCUGAAUCUGCAUUGCAGGAGCGUGGCUGUGGUUUCUUUACCCUUGAAGUAGGGGUUGUGUGAUGGUCUUUACAAAAGGCUGAACUUACCCUGCAGAUCCCUUGUUUCACUGCUCCUCAGUGACUCCCCCAGGACACAGGCAGGCAGUGGUAUCCCAGAUGUUACUUCUCAGAUAUGGGGACAUGGGGACCACUUUCAGUUUAACAUUGGGGCAGGUGGGGGUGGAGAGAGAUUGUGACUUGGGCUACGUGGGUCCCAGUGCAUAGAAAUAAGGACGCUUCCUUCCUCGCUGGAGCAGGCCAGAGGCGAAUUCCUAACUCCCCUCUCUGUUCCUCCAGAGCAAGGAGGAACCCUGGGAAGGGUGUGCCCGAGUCCCCCUGUCUCCAGGGGUGGGGCAGCUUACACACCAUGCCUGGCUCGGGGCUGCCCCAAGGCAUAACCUUAGCCUGGCCUUCCCUGGCAAUCCAGACGUCCAAGCUGCCCUUUUCCCUGUUUCGCAUGUUCAAAUGUGUUUUGUUUUUAUUCUGUGACUUGGCUCUCCGUGGGUUUGCAGUGGAAUAAUCAGUUUAGAUCCCCAUCUCUUCACCACGAUGAAGUGCUAAUAACAGGAGUCAGUUAAGGGAGAGCCUAGCCAGGCUUUUAUGAGCUGGCGCAUGGAGGGGGAGGAAUUGUCAAGUAGGGUUUUGUACAAGGGCCGGAUCCAAAUGCCAUUGAUGUCGGUGGGAGUGAUUUCCAUGAACAGCGGAUCGGGCCCGACGUGAUGAAUGCAGUCAGAUCAAACCCCUACAGCCAUGCGUAUAGUACGUAAUACAACUCGAGAAACAAACAGGCCUGGGCUACCUUAGAAAAUUAGGUAGGUUUAGCGAUGUCAGUCGGGGUGUGAAUAAUCCACCCCCAGAGCGGCCUGGCUAGGUUGACCAAGUCCCCAUGUGGGCAGUGCUAGGUUGACCUAGCUGCCAGCCUUCAGAGAGGUGGGUCACCUACGCUGCUGGCAGAGCCCUUCCCCUUGGCAUAGGGGUUGCUGCACUGAAGUGCUCCUGGAGCAUCUUGGUGUGGACAAGCCCUGAGUUUGGGAAAGGAAAUCGUCUCUCCAACCAAUGUUUUCUAAUGGG
Molecule: messenger RNA, 4872 nt
Organism: Gopherus flavomarginatus (Mexican gopher tortoise)
Lineage: Eukaryota; Metazoa; Chordata; Testudines; Testudinidae
Gene: SHB
Product: SH2 domain containing adaptor protein B
Exons: 9
Coding region: 1-1365 (454 amino acids)
Molecular function (GO): phosphotyrosine residue binding
Source: RefSeq, a predicted model, not a curated record